This is a messenger RNA of Dibothriocephalus latus, 546 nucleotides long. Lineage: Eukaryota; Metazoa; Platyhelminthes; Cestoda; Diphyllobothriidea; Diphyllobothriidae. The record is from the annotation of a GenBank genome assembly.
GACCCACAGCUCGAGCAGGACAUCGAGCGAAAUCUGAGGCUACGAGAUGGGGCUAAACGUAUCUUGUCAAUCGCCGGAAACUCCAUACAGCGUCUCGACGCGGAGAAAACAAUGCUUGUAAGCAGUGCACGUCUUGUGGUUUCUCUCAGAAAACUUCAGCAAGAAAAGGUCUUGGAGGCCAAUGCUGCUGUGUCUGGGUGUGAACUUUCAUCAAGUCCUUCCAAUAGUGAUCCAAGUAUAGUCGGACGGGCGAAAUUAUGCCUUUCUGGUAUACGGAUUCCACUGCUCUGGCGGGAUAAUUCCGUUCUAAUGGCAAAUUCAACCAUGACUUUGAACAAACUUUGUGGUUUUACCGCCACCCCUUCGACUGUGGUGGGUUCUCUGAGAUCUCCCUCUGUGGGCGGUGAUUCCAGCGAGCUCUCCUCUGACAGCUAUGCCGCCUUCUGCAUCGUCAAGGUGGGACACCAAAUUGAGGAGACUCGCCUUCUCUGUGAUAUUCUACCGGGUAUAGCUGAUCUGGAGUUCGACGACGUUCUCAACUUGUGA